GAUUAGCUCCGCGUAUUGUCUCGCAGAUGUGGGAGCUCACUCCCGACCGAGGCAUGAGGAGGGCGGCGGUCUGCGGUCCGUAAACAUACAAAUGAAGACGAAAGUGUCGGAGUAAGGGGGUUUCUUUGUCUGCACCACAGAGGACCUCAAUUUGGUGUGCCUGGUUUGACACCGACUAGCCAACUCUCCACCUGUAACUCUGCUGCUGCUGUCACCAUGGCAACCAGUGCUGUGCCAAGUGACAACCUGCCAACAUACAAGCUGGUGGUGGUGGGGGAUGGUGGUGUUGGGAAGAGCGCGCUCACCAUCCAGUUUUUCCAGAAGAUAUUUGUGCCAGACUACGAUCCCACGAUAGAAGACUCUUAUCUGAAGCACACAGAGAUUGAUGGACAGUGGGCCAUUCUUGAUGUGUUGGACACUGCUGGUCAGGAAGAAUUUAGUGCCAUGAGGGAGCAGUACAUGAGGACAGGAGACGGCUUCCUCAUCGUCUUCUCUGUGACAGACAAGGCUAGCUUUGAACACGUGGACCGAUUCCAUCAACUCAUACUGCGGGUCAAAGACAGAGAAGCCUUCCCCAUGGUGCUGGUGGCCAACAAAGUGGACCUGGUACAUUUAAGGAAAGUCACCACUGAUCAAGGUCAAGAGAUGGCUGCUAAACACAACAUAACUUAUAUCGAAACCAGUGCCAAGGAUCCUCCAAUGAAUGUGGACAAAGCUUUUCAUGAGUUAGUGCGAGUUAUUAGACAACAAGUCCCAGAACGGAACCAGAAGAAGAAAAAGAAGAUGAAGUGGAGAGCAGAACGGUCCACGGGUUCUCACAGGUUCCACUGUGCCAUAUUGUGACCUCCCUAUUGUUCUGGCUUCAUUUUCAAUGGACACACAUGCACACACGUACAUACACAUUGGAUGUCAGGGAACUCCCCAGCAGUCUGUAUCUACUGGAGCACAAAGGGAGGCGGUUUAGACCUUGGAGACGAAGAAGAUGUCCUCCCAGCCAUCGUGAUGCCUUUAUUGAGCGCUAAUCCAGAACCCCCCACCAAAGGAUGUCUCCCUCAUCAGUCAAAGUACUGUAUGGAAUCAAAUGUGGCACAAGACGGUAGACUCGGGGAAAGUUGAUGGCCAUGGUAAUGUCACUCCUGUCUUAUGAAAGAGAAGGAAGCAGUGGCUGUUGGAUAGAGACGCUGUCACAGAAUCUCAACUGCAGUGCGAUCGAUGUUUUUCCUCUCUUUGUACACUAGUAUUAAUUGUGGUAUUGGAGCAAAGGCGUAAAGGGCUGUACUUCAAGUUGUCUCUGCAAGGGCAGACAGAAGGUUGAUUUAUAGUUUGGCAAGUUGUGGUAAAUGUUGUGGUUGAGGAUGCACUUUAGUGGAUCGUGAACUGGCUUGAACCUGAUGGAAAGUGGCAAAGUGGACUGCAGAAGGAACAUUAUUUCAACCAGCCAGCUUUUGGAUGAAGAAGUCAUGGGAUCCUAUGAUAUCAUUUGUGUCUUAUUACGUAUUUCAUAUGGGCUAAGGAGAGAAAAUGACAAUACACACAGGGGGUCCAUACAGUGUCUUCACCAUUAAUAUAAGACAGUUGAUGGGAUAUGCUUGGACGGGUUUUAAUCACAUUCCACCUCUGCAAUGAUAAGGAAAAAAUGCUUGGAAAAUGUACAGCAUUUCUUGGAAACAUUCAUUUGGGACACUGAUGCUGUGCUAUUCAUUUGCAUUUGUAAUUAAUGUGUUAAAGAGGGAGACAAACACCCUGUAUAUGUUUGUAGAAGGCUGUUUUGCAAACACAUUAAUUUCAGGAUGAGAAUGGAAUCAGGGCUAGAGAAUGGGAAUCAGUGGGUGAGAGGAAUGAAAGCCUGGUGGGCUCAGCAGCCGAGUGGGAGCAGAAUGUACAACGUAAUAACCUUUGAAAUGGCUUGUACUGUUAACACACUAAAAUCCGGGGGGACACAUUACUGUCUGAAUGAAAACAGAAAGAAAACAUUUUUUUGCACUUUUAAUACAUGUUGUGGAUUUCCCGCGGCCGUAUUGUUGACUUGUGUUAAGCAAAAAGGUGACGUGCUCUGUCCGGUCUCAUACUAUGCCAUUAUUGUAUUGCCAUGUAUUCAUUUCAAGGCCCCGAUAAUAAUCUACAAGUUGAAUGUGUAUGGAAAAAAACAUAUUUAUUGUGGAACAUACAUUCUCCUCCGUGAAGGAGACAAAGUCAGAUGAGAUGGGAUCAGUAUCGUUCGAGUGUUAAAGGGACUUUCCUGACGACUUUGAAGUGCUUGUUAUUGAACAAAACUAAUGCGUUUGCAUCGUACAUAUGUUUGAUACCAUUUUGUAUUCAAUAUGAUUGUUGAAGUGUUUUUUAAACGAAUAAUUUAUAACUGUCUGUCACAUGAAUGAUGACAAUAUCUUAUUUCCUAUUAUCUGAUGUGUUAUUCCUUAUUUUUUGUCUCAUUGAGUCUGGCGUGAACAGUGGACCAAAGCACGAAGGAGAAAAAUACCUUUUGUUUUACCAAACUUUAUUGUUAAAUGUUAUCACAGUGUAGGGCUGUGACAUUUGCUGUCUUUAUAAAAUACGUGACGCCAAAAGUUAAAAUACUAAAAGCCACUCUGUUUUGCCUCGGAGUGAACAGUCAUAUUUGUUAGUUCCUGUAGAUUCUUUACUGAUGGUUAACCACAUUUUUAAAAUGAAUAAAUAAAAGAUUAAUAUCAAAAGUGAUGCAUAGGUGCAAGUUUCAACUGGAAUCAAAAUUAUUUUUGGGUUGUGUGGCUGAAGGUGGUAUGGCUCUCGUCCAUGGAGACACACGAGUCAUGAAGCAAACUAAAAUUGUUCUCCAUAAAGAGCAAUCUCAUUCCCGCCAGCAGAAUUGUUUAAGAGAAUAAUCUGAACCCACAGAUCCAUAUUUAUGUUGAAUGGUUUUUGUAUUCAUGGUCUCCUAUAUGUCCUCUCACCUUAAAGCAGACAAAUCAUAUAAUACCGAAGUACUGGUGACGCAAUCAUUUAAAGAAAUAAAAAAAAAAACAACCCUGGAUGACAUGUGAGCCAAAUUGAGCACUUUUGAUUUAUUUAAACUGUAUGUUAACGCAUUGCAGACUUAAUGAAAGGUGAUUUUGUUUUUUUGGGUUUUUUUUUUUAUGUGGGGAAAACACAAAGUGUGAGCCCUGUUGUUAUUUUGUCUUUUGGAUUGUGUUUUCUCUGGCUUUGUCAGACCGAGGUGCUAGAUAAGGCAAGAAACGUGGCCUUGUUGUCUAGCCUCAGGGGUUGAUUCUAUUUCA
This is a messenger RNA of Synchiropus splendidus (mandarinfish), 3254 nucleotides long. RefSeq names its product muscle RAS oncogene homolog a (gene mrasa). The transcript is spliced from 6 exons. The coding region runs from base 217 to 843 and encodes 208 amino acids. Gene Ontology annotation, molecular function: GTPase activity; GDP binding; GTP binding. NCBI's taxonomy places the organism in Eukaryota, Metazoa, Chordata, Actinopteri, Syngnathiformes, Callionymidae. Gene Ontology annotation, cellular component: plasma membrane. The record is from RefSeq and is a predicted model, not a curated record. Gene Ontology annotation, biological process: signal transduction.